AUGAGCAACAUCUCGCUGUCCUCCGGCACGGACUCCGUGGGCCACAUGGAUCGCGGCAGCAGCUCCAGUCUCGCUAGCAGCGCCCCCGUUGGCACCAACACCAUCACCAGCGGCAUUUCCAAGGAGUGCGCCAAUUACCCCGUCGGCAGUCAGUCGGCCCGUCCAUACGUCGAACUGCCGGGCAUACACAUUUCCAACCCUCCCCAGUACGGGCCAGGGAAUAUGCAGGAAAUAGACGCUGGCAAAAUGGCGCACAACGGCAAGGCACUCACAGGGCGCUACAAUGCCACGCCCACCUAUGGCUUCGACAACGAGCAGAACUACUGCCUGAAUCCAAUGCCCCCUCCACCAUACGCCUUGGCACGCGUGAGCAGCACACGCAACUUCGAGCUCGAGAACCACACACCGCCGGCAUGUCCCGGCUCUGGACCCAUUGCCAUUGCGAACGGCACCAUCCAGUUGCGCCUCCGCGAUGGCGUGCGAAUUGACAUGACUCUGGACAAGGCGGUGCGCGUGCUCAAUCAGCGCAGCAUGGUGGCAUCGCUAUGCCAAGAUGUGGUACAAGGGUGUGAGCUUCACCAGCGAGGCGUGCGCUCUCAUCUGGUGGACACAGCCGGGACGCGCACCACAACCGACACUUUCACCGAUCUGACCAAGGACUACACCCUGGCAGUGUUCUAUGACGACUCGCGGCAUGGUCCCUCUUAUAUGGCUGAAGCCCAUGACGUGAUUGCCAAUUCAGCUUACACCUGUACCGAGGAUGGCACUGAGAUCUAUGACAUAAUCGGAUUUCGCAUCACCCAGGCAGCCGAUGGCCUGGUGAAGGUCACUCGUGUGGACAACAAGUGCUUGAUUCGCACCAGUCCCGGCAAUGGAUCGGCCACUUUGACCACACCUGGCAUCCAUUGCACUGCCUCUCUGGGCAAGACCUCGCAUCUGUUUGUUCGUCGCAAUGAGAAGCGCAUGCACUUCGAUGGAUCCUGUUUCAUUGUACGCAACGCCGGACACUCCGCCGGCUUCAAUGAGAACAACCUGCUCAUUGUCUACUGAGCGGCGUUCGUAGUCCGGAGAUAGAAACGGUGCAGUGGUAGCCCAUCCCACACGCACACACUCACACAUGUCAAC
Drosophila miranda is the source of this 1125-nucleotide messenger RNA. RefSeq lists its product as uncharacterized. The record is from RefSeq and is a predicted model, not a curated record. The transcript is spliced from 6 exons. The coding region runs from base 1 to 1050 and encodes 349 amino acids. NCBI's taxonomy places the organism in Eukaryota, Metazoa, Arthropoda, Insecta, Diptera, Drosophilidae.